Messenger RNA from Andrographis paniculata, 723 nucleotides. RefSeq lists its product as uncharacterized. Gene Ontology annotation, biological process: mitochondrial respiratory chain complex I assembly. The transcript is spliced from 5 exons. Gene Ontology annotation, cellular component: mitochondrial inner membrane. The record is from RefSeq and is a predicted model, not a curated record. NCBI's taxonomy places the organism in Eukaryota, Viridiplantae, Streptophyta, Magnoliopsida, Lamiales, Acanthaceae. Bases 83 to 595 code for a protein of 170 amino acids.
UCCUCAAACCGGCCUGAAAAUAAGAAGGCGGUGACUUAUCGAAUUUAUACAACAGAGCAUCACCAUCGGCGACGUCGCAGAGAUGGUGGUUAGACACAAAGCGGUGGCAACGCUGCCGACGCUGAUGCAAGCGUUGCGGAAGGAGGCGCCUCCAAGGCACAACACUAUGUUGCCGUCGCUUAGAAGAGCCUUUUCUCUCUACGAUCAGAUCAAUCUCAUCAAUGAUGUCCCCGAAGACCAGCUCCGAUUCCAAGAGUUUAAUGACACAGGGUUCAAAGUGAGUGGAGUUAUGUACGAAGGCAGCUUACUUUGUGUAGGAAAUCUGAUCAUGCAAUGGACACCGAAGAAAUUCUCAGAUAUCACUGCUGAGAGCUUAUCUAUUUUUAAGACCGUGCGGCCUGUGCCAGAGAUUUUGAUUAUUGGAUGCGGAAGGUACAUUCAGCCGGUGAAUCCCCAGCUACGGAACUUCAUUCGAUCCACAGGCAUGAAAGUAGAAGCAGUUGAUUCGAGAAAUGCUGCUUCUACGUACAACAUACUUAACGAAGAAGGCAGGAUGGUAGCGGCAGCCUUAAUUCCUUACGGAGUUACUUCUUGAAAGCUGCCAACGAGUAUGUUCCUUACAUUUUGUAUGCUUUACUUUCUACCAACACAAUUUACGAGUGUUUGUUGUUUUGGAUUGCACUGUCCAAUUUUAUUAUAGGGAAAAUUGAAAUCACCUAACUA